AUGACUCCGCCAAGACGGCCGAAACCAUCCACUACAAAGAUGACUAAAUUAAAAUUAUUGUACCGUCGGCGAACAAAUGUCUUGGGAUCAGCCGAAUUGAUUAAAACAUUCGACGAGCAAUUUGAUCUCACUCAAGGUGAUCAACUACCGGUUAGAAUCCAACGUUUGGAUGACUUGUGGCGCGAUUUUGAAUUGAUCCAAGAUGAAAUCGAGGUUUUGGAAGACGCUGAGGAUCAAUUUUCGGAUGAACGUAAAAUUGAUGAUUGGGUAUCUUUCCGCGAUCUUUUUGUGUCACUGAUUCAUAAUAAUCAGCAACUUGGGGCAGUACAAAAGCUGCAUUAUUUACGAGCGACGCUUUCCGGAGAAGCUGCUGGAAUUUUGUCAUCACUCGAACUAUCAGCCAACAACUAUAACGUUGCUUGGAAGAUGUUACGAGAACGGUACGAAAAUAAAAGUUUUCUGAUUAAGCGACACAUGUCGGGAUUGUUAGCACUGUCUUCGUUGAAAAGAGAAUCGUCAUCAGGAUUGUCUGAGUUGGCUGACGAAUUUGAUCGUCAUGUUCAACUACUGGACAAGCUCGAAAAUGCGGAAGACCACUGGAAUUCGUUCCUGGUGGAACGACUGAGUAGUUGCCUGGAUCCCAUUACACUGCGGGAGUGGGAAACUCAAAUAUCGGAAAUAGACAAACCUACAUACAAACAACUCCUUGAUUUUGUACACAAAAGAUUGCGAAUUAUACAAACCCUAACAAUCUCUCACCAUGGCAAUCCACAUUCGGAAUCAAAACAUAAACCUCGUCUCGCCAUAGCCCAUGUUGCUUCAGAGAACAUUACAAGGUGUCCUAGUUGCAAGCAAGCACAUUUAUUAUUCCAGUGCGACCAGUUUCGUACGCUAAUACCACAACAACGGUUCGAAUUUGUAAAGAAGCAUGGGCUAUGUAUCAACUGUCUCAAACCCUCUCACCUUGCAAAGGAUUGCUCCAGCGGAUCCUGUAAAAGCUGUUCCAAGAAACAUCAUACUUUGUUGCAUUUACCACCUGUGCAACCAUUCACAAGGAAAACUCAGACAUCUUCCUUAUCCUGCCAAUCCGCUGAAGCAUCUUGCUCGCAAGUCGAUAAAUCGUCGGUCUCGAAUGCCAGUUCGGUUAGGCACACGGUAGCCUCACCACUCGUCGCCUCGUCGCAAAAUUCGGACGCAUUUUCUGUCGAUAUCGCUCCCUCGUCGUCGUCGGUUGACAGAUCGUUCGUUAACGUAAACAAUCACCAUCCAUACACCUCCUGUCAAAGUGCUCAAGUGAAAACGACUUUUCGUAAUAAUCUAGUGAUCUUAUCAACUGCAAUUAUAAAAGUGAGAGAUGCGGAUAACAAUUUCCAGUUUGCCAGGGCGCUUCUCGAUAGUGGUUCUCAACCUAGUUUCAUCACCGAAGCGCUGUGUCAGAAACUUCGUCUAAAACGUUCCAAAUUAAACUCGCCUGUCAGUGGAAUCGGAAAAUCCACCGUAACCGUUCAUCAUGGUGUCGCACUAUCUCUCUCGUCUCGUUUUGGCAACAACAACUACAACCUCAAUUGCUUAGUGCUCCCCAAGCUCACAGUAUCGCUUCCCAGUCAUCACAUCGAUGUCUCACGAUGGAAGAUUCCUCUACACCUCCCACUAGCGGAUCCACAGUUCAACAUCAGUCAAGGGAUUGAUGUCAUCAUCGGAGCCGAGUUGUUUUUCAAUUUGCUAGAAAAUCAGCAAGUCUCGUUAUCUAAUGGUUACCCACUUCUUCAGAAAACCACUCUGGGAUACAUUAUCUGCGGAAAGGUUAUGGAGCCAAUCCUCGAACCAGUUGCAACACAAAGCAGCCAUGUCUGCUCGGAAGACCUGCUCGAUUCUCGACUCGAGCGAUUCUGGGAGAUUGAAAAUUUUGAUGAUGGAAAAGCGUAUACAUCUGAUGAACAAGUUUGUGAGGAGCAUUUCAAGAAGACCGUCUUUCGUGGUUCUGACGGACGUUACACAGUUCGUCUACCGUUCCGGCAAGAAAUGUUGAGCCUGAUUGGAGAUUCGUACACUCCCGCUUUGCGUCGAUUCCUGUCAAUGGAGAAGAAGUUUGCUGAAAAUGAAGAUCUUCGCCAGGAAUAUUGCAGAUUCAUGGACGAGUAUAGCAGGCUAGGUCAUAUGGAGGUGAUUUCGCGCGCGUCGUGUAGCCCACAGUAUUUCUUACCCCACCACGCCAUACACCGUCCAGAAAGUUCAACUACAAAGAUAAGAGUUGUAUUCGAUGGCUCAAGUAGAGGUUCGACACAGUUAUCGCUCAACGACAUUCUGUUUCCUGGUCCAACCGUUCAACCUACAUUGUACUCUACGGUCAUAAACUUUCGGUUACCUCGUUACGCAAUUACUGCUGAUGUUGAGAAAAUGUUCAGGCAGAUUUGGAUCCAUCCGCAGGACCGUUGCUACCAGCAAAUACUUUGGAGAAAGGAUUCAUCGGAACCAAUCCGUACCUACCAACUGAAAACUGUUACUUAUGGUCUCGCCAGUUCACCGUAUCAUGCUACACGAAUUUUAAAUCAGUUGGCCAAUGAUGAGGCAGAACAUUUUCCAUUGGCGGUCCCUAUCAUACAAAAGGGGACAUACAUGGACGACGUGCUAUCUGGACAUGAUGAUCUACAGCUGCUCAGAAGAACGUGUGAGCAAUUACAGAAGAUGCUAAGCUCAGCCGGAUUUGUACUCAGGAAAUGGGCUUCUAACGAACCACCCGUACUCGCUAGUAUACCACCGGAAUUGUGGGAAGUUUCUGCAGAGUUGGAAAUUGACCGUUCAGAGGCUGUGAAAACGCUGGGUCUAUUAUGGUUCCCUCAGUCGGAUACAUUCAACUUCAAAAUCCCUUCAAUGUCAGACCAGAGUCUAGUUACGAAAAGAAUCGUUGUUUCCGAAAUGUCCAGUCUUUUCGAUCCCUUAGGCCUUUUGGGUCCCGUAGUAGCAAACGCAAAAAUGUUCGUGCCAAGGCUUUGGGCAGAAAGUUUAUCGUGGGAUGAGCCACUUUCGGAAAACCACAGUGCUUGGUGGAAAAUCUACCGUUCUGACAUACCAAGUCUACGUUCAAUUGAAAUACCACGAAGAGUAUUAUUUACCACAAGAAGAGAAUAUCGUUUGCAUUGUUUUUGUGACGCUUCCAAGCGAGGAUAUGGAUGCUGCAUCUACGUCGUUUCACCAGAUGAUAGCGGAAAACUACACUCACAACUACUAACUUCAAAGGCUCGUAUCGCUCCGCUUCGAGGACAGACGAUACCAAGGUUAGAGCUUUGCGCAGCUCUAUUGGGAAGUCAGCUGAUGGACCAUCUUCGUAGAACCACUGAAUAUUCGAACCCUGUUACUUUUUGGACAGACUCGACAAUCGUACUGCACUGGAUUAAGUCGCAGUCCAACGUCUGGAAGGUAUUCGUUUCAAACAGAGUUGCGGAAAUACAGCGCCUGACGAAAGGAUCGCCUUGGAGACAUGUGCCCACCGAGGUAAACCCGGCAGACCGGCUCUCUCGAGGAACUCAAGCAAGUCAACUUCUGGGCGAUAUGUUAUGGUGGCAUGGUCCGAAGUACAUUACGGCUCCAGAGGAACAAUGGCCUCAAAGCGUCAUAGUACAACCAAUCCAACAGAUGAUAGACGAGGAAGCCCGUGUCGUUGUUUCGCUUCAUGUCAAUCAGGCGGAUUGCUCGUUGAUCGACAAGUUUUCUGAUCUAGGGAAACUAAUCAAAACAGUAUCAUUUUGCUACCGUUUUUACAACAAUUGUAAAACACCUAAGAAGGAAAGGAUCCAUGGACCAUUAACCCCUUGCGAAUACCAAUUUGGUCUGAAAGUUCUUGUUCGUCUCGCGCAAGGUGCCGCUUUCCCAUCCGAAUCAUUUAUCUACAGAGAUCGUCGUAACAUACUAGUAGAUCCGAAAGAACUUGAUCCCAAAUCUGCACUAAAAUCUAUAAACUGUUUUGUGGAUGAAGUGGGAGUGUUCAGACUCGAUGGUCGUCUCAAGUAUAAGGAUGCUCAGUAUGAUUCGCGUUGUCCAAUGAUACUACCCGUAAAUCACAAGCUUAGUUGGCUGAUCGCUCGAUCAUUACACAUCCAAACACUGCACUCUGGGCCAACGUUACUACUGGCAACCAUUCGUCAACGAUUCUGGCCGCUUCAUGGGCGUCGUCUUGCUCGCAGGGUAGUACGCAAUUGUAUAACCUGUUAUCGGUGUAAUCCACGUACAGCACAUCAACAAAUGGCUCCACUUCCAUCUAGGCGUGUAACUCCUGCUCGAGCAUUCGCUUACUGCGUGUUGGACUACUUGGUGAAGGCAAUACACCUCGAGGUUGUCGCCGAUCUAACGUCGGUCGCGUGUAUCAACGCCGUCAAGCGUUUCGUAUCUCGUCGAGGUCGUGUGCUCGAAAUACAUUGCGAUAAUGCGACUGCUUUCGUCGGGGCAGAUCGUGAGCUCAAGGCUGCGAAUAAAGCCUUCCGCGAACAGUUUCAAACCAAGGAAUGGCAAAACUAUACAACGGACUAUGGAAUCAAGUUUCGCUUCAUCCCGGCCAGAUCGCCUCACUUCGGUGGGCUUUGGGAGGCAGGAAUUAAAUCGUUCAAAUAUCACUUCCGUCGCAUCAUGGGUUGCAAGGCAUUCACCAUGGACCAGUUCGUAACGGUCGUAACUCAAAUAGAAGCUAUCCUCAAUUCUCGUCCAUUAACUCCGUUAUCGGAUGACCCACAGGAUAUUUCUGCUCUAACGCCAGGACAUUUCUUGAUUGGAGAACCGUUAUUUUCAAUUCAAGAGCCUGAUUUAAUCGAACUGAAUACAAAUCGUUUAUCUCGCUUACAGGAUAUGAAACGAUCCGUUCAAGAUUUGUGGAAGCGCUGGUCUAGGGACUACUUAAGCCAGCUACAACAACGGUCGAAAUGGAAGCAAGCUACAACGGAUGUUCGAGUCGGGCAGUUGGUUUUACUGAAACAAGAAAAUAUGCCUCCGCUUCAGUGGCCGCUCGGGCGGAUUAUACAAACAGUGCACGGUCCAGAUGAACAUGUCCGUGUAGUAGUGGUGCGAACGGCAACGGGUGUUUAUAAAAGAGCCGUCACGCAAAUUGCUGUGCUUCCUAUCGACAUGGAGGACAUUCAACGAUCCUAG
Molecule: messenger RNA, 5136 nt
Organism: Malaya genurostris
Lineage: Eukaryota; Metazoa; Arthropoda; Insecta; Diptera; Culicidae
Exons: 3
Coding region: 1-5136 (1711 amino acids)
Biological process (GO): DNA integration
Molecular function (GO): nucleic acid binding
Source: RefSeq, a predicted model, not a curated record